Molecule: messenger RNA, 4920 nt
Organism: Drosophila hydei
Lineage: Eukaryota; Metazoa; Arthropoda; Insecta; Diptera; Drosophilidae
Product: coiled-coil domain-containing protein 39-like
Exons: 11
Coding region: 79-4920 (1613 amino acids)
Biological process (GO): protein polyubiquitination; DNA damage response; proteasome-mediated ubiquitin-dependent protein catabolic process
Cellular component (GO): nuclear speck
Molecular function (GO): ubiquitin protein ligase activity
Source: RefSeq, a predicted model, not a curated record
AUUUCAAAGUAAUCAACUCUCAGCUGGAUAUAGUACUAUAUAUAGCACAUCCGGCGUUAUAUACUCAUAUAUACCAAAAUGGGCGACACCGCGAACAAAACGGAUGACAUGAAGAGCACCUCGCUUGACGAGUUCAAGCUGGAGGCCAUGCGUUCCAUGGGUUGGACCGUGGAGGCCGAUAUACCCAUGGCGAAUGCCCAGAAUCUGGCCAUCCUGCAGGAGAUGGUUGGCAUGCGGGCAGAGAAAUUCAAUCUGCAGCAGCGCAUCGGCGAGCUGGAUGAGCGCGACAAGACCAUCGAGCGGCACAAGCGAAACAUUGAGGCCACGCUCCAGCAGAACAUCACAUUUUUCAAUUCGGUGAAGAACGAUGUGCUGAAGGAGGCGCAUCGCACGCAGCUGGUGAUAUUGGAGCGCAACAAGCUGAAGGAGGACUUGCGCAAGAAAGAAAAAGAGCUGUCGGAGUACACGGAAUACGCGGAGCACACAUUACGUAAAAUUACGAAAAACAAGCGCGAAAUCGAUGAUCUGACCAAGCGCAUCAAGAAGGCAAAGUCGAGCCUGGUCGAGUGGGCCGAUGCCAUGGAGGAUGGCAACAAAGGCUACCAGCUGAUCGAUAAAUACUACCAGGAUGAUCAGCAGAGGGCAAAGGAGCUGAACACGCGCCGCCAGUUACUACAGGCGGACAUCGAGAAGCGUCGCAAUGCGAUCGUCCUGCUCUACGAUGAGCAGAACACGCUGGAAAAGAAUCUGGAGCGUACGUCCAGCUUGUAUAGGGAAGCGCAUCAGGAGCGACGCCAGAUGGUGGACACAUGGAAGCAGGCGGUCAAUCAGAUGACACAGCGCGAAAUGGAAAUACAGAACGGUGAGACGGAGUGCGUCAGGCUGAUGGAGAAGGCGGACGCGAUGGCCAAAGCCUAUUUCGUUGCCAACGAGCAACUGAACGACGUUCAGGAGAAUAAUCGGCUGGUUGAGCGAAGCAUCGAGAUAUUGAACACAGAGACAUCCGAUGCCAAGAAUGAAAUUCAGCGCCUGAUCGACUCUGCGCUGCUGAAGGAGCGCGAGAUCGUUUCGUUGCGCCACGAACUGGAGAAUCUGUCGAACAUGGUGCACGCCCAGCGUCUGGACAAUCGCAAGCUGCUCAAGCAACGUGAUGACAAGCUGGCAGAGAUUGAGAACUUCGCCACGACGCUGAAGAAAAUUGAGGAUCGCCUGAAGGCGAUCGAGAACAAGCACACCGAUGCCAAUCAGCGACUGCAAAUACUGGACGAGAUGAUGGAGGGCGAGGAGGAGGCGUUCAAAUUGCUCAACAAGGAGCAGCAACGCUGCAAUGAUCUGCUCUUCCGCACCCAGCGCCAGAUUGCCGAGCUGAAGGAUGAGGAGAAGACCAUCAUAGUGCAAAAUGGAUCACUCCAGUCCACGCUGCUGGCCGUCACUCGCAGCCAGCGGCAGGUGGAGAUUGAGAUAAAGCGCCAGACGGAAAUACACUACGACAUGUCCUUCAAGUACUUGCAGUGCGAGCGUAAGCUAGCCGAUUUGCGAGGCAAAAACGCGGAUCCGGAGACGGAAGCGCGCAAUGCUCAGAUUCUCACUGAUCUGGAGCAGUAUCUGAGCAAGCUGCAACGUCGUCUGGCCUCCACUGAGGCGCAGAACAAAAAGCUCAACUAUAGCAUGAACGCUUUGGUUGGGGUCUACGACAGUGAUGCCAAGGAUCUGGAGGUGGUCAAGUUUAAGAUCAAGGAGGCGCAGGUCUACUGCGAGGGCACCAUCAAACGUCUGCGCAUGAAUCGCUACGAAAAUUCUGAGUUCGUGGUGGAGCUAAGUCUGCUCAAGAUGCGCUGCUGCGACAUUCAGAGCGUGAUCGAUAACUGUGAGAAGGGCACCUACAGUCUGAAUCAGCAUCGCCUGGCCUUCCAGCGCAUCAUCAAGGAUCGCUUUGUGGAGCUGCGCAGUCAGCAGGAUAUCUUACUGCUGAAACGAAAGCAUCUCAACGAGGAGCUGAGCACGCUUCGCGCCGAUCUCGGCGAACGCAAGAAACACAUCAACGCGCUGCGCGCCCGCUUCGAGCUGACCUCCGCGCUGCUGGGCGUCAACGAGGAUGGCACCAUAAUCACGGCCACUCAGCUGAAAGUGGAAAAUGCCCAGGAGCGUCAGCUGCUCGCCGACGAGGGCGAUGCUCUUAAUAAAAAGGUGCUCAAGGCCGAGAAGGAGGUGAUCGGUCUGGAGAAUACGCUGCGCCAAUUUGAUAAGUCCAAUGACAACUACCGCAAGAAUCUAAGAACCUACGAAGAUAAUUCAAAGGAUGAACAGCGCGCCGAGGAGGAGCUACAGAAAGUGCAGGAGAGCUACUGCAUGGAGCUCAAGAAGCUGAAGAUGUUGCGCUGCAAGGCGGAGGCUUACGAAAAUGAAAUCGAGCAGCAAAACCAGGAGCUGGAGCGCCUAAUGCUGGAUAUCGAAGCCGAAAAGCAGAAGUGCUUGGACGAUACGGAAACGUUGCAAAAACUAAAGAAGGAACUGCAGGAGCAGAACUCCAAAAUUGACCGAGCCAAUCGCGAGAUACAAUUUCUGCUCAAGGAAAUCAAACAGAAGGCCAUAAGUGCGGACUUUCUGUCGCUAUUCGAACGCGAUCUCAAUCUGCAGGAGUUGGAGAACCGGAACAGAAAGGUGCUAAAUCUGCUGUGCGACAUGACCAAUAGCGAUCAGGAUGGUGCCGAAAUAAUAGCCUAUAUGCUGGACAAGGGCAUUAAGCUGCCGCAGCACUUGAAGCCCGCGCGCAGUCGCGUGUCCUCCAGGACCACGUCGUACUCCUCGCUGGACUGCUACUCAGUCAAAGGUUACAGCGCACGCUCCUCCGCCUCCGAUUCAUCUAAUUCGGCAGCCAGUUCGAGUGCUGGCGGCAAGAAGUCCCAUAAAUCUAGCAGCAAAUUUAUGCGCAAAAAGACCGAACUGUGGCACGAGGGGAUUGCUCCGACAGUGCUGUCACCGUUGAAGCCAUUCCUGAGCAGCUGCCUGCCCAGCGAUGUGGUGACCGUGCAAGAUGCUUCGCUAGAUGCGUUAUGCAUGCUGCGUGUAAUUUAUGCCCUGAAUCGACACUGGGAGCAUCUGUAUGGCUGCGUGGUGCGCCAGAAUAUUAUUGCCAAUACUGAGUUUGUGCAUCCAAAGAUUACGGCCAAGGCGAAUCGCCAGCUGCAGGAUCCGUUGGUCAUCAUGACUGGCAAUCUGCCCCAAUGGUUACCUCAGAUAGGCAUGGCCUGUCCCUUCCUCUUCCCCUUCGAGACGCGUCACUUGCUUUUCUAUGCCACAAGCUUUGAUCGGGAUCGGGCGCUGCAGCGUCUGUUAGACACCACACCGGAUCUGAACUCGGCGGAGUCAUCUGAACGUGUAGCGCCACGUCUAGACAGACGUAAACGAGCCAUCUCACGUGCCGAGCUACUGAAACAGGCCGAGCACAUACUCCAGGACUUUGGCAAUUCCAAGGCCCUGCUGGAGAUUCAAUACGAGAAUGAGGUGGGCACCGGAUUGGGACCCACGCUGGAAUUUUAUGCUCUGGUAUCUGCCGAGCUGCAGCGCACGGAUCUUGGUCUGUGGAAUGGCAGCGACAGCUAUCGCCAUAACUCAUCCAAUAUUGCCGACGUGGUCAAGUCCAGCAAUCCCGUGGUGCACAUCGAAGAUACAGUCGAGUCCAACGGCGAGACGGUAGUGAUGUCCACAGUUGUGGCGACUGCCGCCAACACUCAAACAACGAACGUACAUCUGACCCGCAGCAACAGUCGCAGCAACGCGCUGCGCAAUCAGCAGCAACAGUUGCUGGCGGAGCACAGCUCUUCCAGCUCCAAUGACAACGCUUUAAAUAUGAUCAUUGCACAGCAGUUUAGUGAUAUGGCAACCACUGAAGUCACUGCAACAACAACAACUAUUCAAACGGCAUCCACUGUUAGCUACGUCCACGCCGCACAUGGCCUGUUUCCUUUGCCUUUGGGCAAAUCCUCCAAGCUGCCACAGAUGACCAAGGCCAAGUCGAAGUUUAAAUUCCUAGGCAAGUUUAUGGCCAAGGCAGUAAUGGAUAGUCGCAUGCUCGAUUUGCCAUUCUCACUGCCCUUCUAUCGCUGGCUGAUCAACGAGGAGUUAUCGAUUGGCCUGGCCGAUUUGAUGCGGGUUGCGCCCGAGGUGCAAAGUACGUUGGUGCGUCUGCAGGAUGUGGUGCGACAGCGCGAGGAUAUCCAAUUGGAUGCCAAUCUAGAUGCCAUGGAAAAGAAGGAGAAGAUGGAGCAACUUGAUUUGGAUGGCUGUCCCAUUGCGGAUUUGGGACUGGACUUUGUACUGCCCGGACAUGCCAACAUUGAGCUGUGCCGUGGCGGACGUGAUACGCCCGUAACCGUGCACAACUUGCAUCAAUAUAUCUCGCUGGUUACCUACUGGUUCCUCGUCGAAGGCGUGCAGAAACAGUUUGAGGCACUGCGAGAGGGCUUUGAUUCCAUUUUCCCCAUACAACGAUUGCGCAUGUUUUAUCCUGAGGAGCUGGAGUGCGUGUUUUGCGGGUCUGGCAGCGAACAGCAUCAGACCUGGGAUCUCAAAAUGCUGCAGGACAGCUGCCGCACUGAUCAUGGCUUCCAUCAGGAAUCUCAGGCCAUACAAUUUCUGUACGAGAUUCUCGUCUCCUACAAUCGUGAUGAGCAGCGUGCGUUCCUACAAUUUGUCACCGGAUCGCCACGUCUGCCAACGGGCGGCUUUAAGGCGCUGACUCCGCCGCUGACCAUUGUGCGCAAGACCCUGGAUGGGAACCAGAAUCCCAAUGAUUAUCUACCAUCUGUGAUGACCUGUGUCAACUAUCUCAAGUUGCCCGACUACUCCAGUCGUGAUGUGAUGCGACAGAAGCUGAAAGUGGCUGCCAACGAGGGCAGCAUGUCCUUCCACCUGUCUUAA